Molecule: messenger RNA, 737 nt
Organism: Colletes gigas
Lineage: Eukaryota; Metazoa; Arthropoda; Insecta; Hymenoptera; Colletidae
Product: microsomal glutathione S-transferase 1-like
Exons: 2
Coding region: 107-544 (145 amino acids)
Cellular component (GO): membrane
Source: RefSeq, a predicted model, not a curated record
UCUACUAUCGCACGUAUAUAAAGUACGAGUGGCAUGAUCCCACCUCGCUUUGAACGUUCGCAUAGUGCGUAAGAUUCGAUUUGCUUAAGGAGACGAAUAUUUCAAUAUGGUAACCAUAAAUCCGGAAUCGUUUAAAGUUUUUGCUUUUUGGGGCAGCAUACUUGCUCUAAAAUUAGUAGGAAUAGUAGCAUUGACUGUACGUCAGAGAUUUUCAAAAAAGAUAUUUUCAAAUCCCGAAGAUGCUGCAAAUUUAAAAGGGUCAAAGGUUUCUUACAGUGAUCCUGAUGUUGAACGUGUACGCAGAGCACAUCUAAAUGACUUAGAAAACAUUCCCAUUUGGUACAUAGUUACUCUUCUGUGGUUAACUACACAACCUUCUACAUGGUUGGCUGGGAUUUUGAUCAAGACUUUUGUCAUUGCUCGAUUUGUUCACACAUUGGUAUAUGCUGUUGUACCGAAACAACCUUACAGAGCACUGGCCUUCUUUGUAGGACUUGGCAUUACAAUUUAUCAAGCAAUCAGUACCUUAACAUAUUACUUUUGAUUCGAAUAUUAUUUGAUACAUUUGUUUUUUAAUAUGUAAUUUUGUUUUCUGUUAUCAUGUAACACAGAGUAUAUUUGAAUAUCUGUAUCUUAGAACAUGUAUGAACAAAACAGUCAGAACUUAAUGUCACAAAAUCAUUCUACAGCCAUUCCUUUAUUUAUACCAGAGAUCAUGUAUUUUGAGAAAUAAUUUU